UUGUUGUGGUUUGUUUGGCCGCAGCUGUUUCUGUCCGCUGCGAAGGUUGCUCACUGAAUUAUCUUUUACUUCUUGACUUUCAUCAUCUUUAAAGCGCAUCUGUGUCAACUCUUUUUAUUCCAUGGCUUAUAACCGUGACUGGGAUAAAGGAAAGGACAACUGGGGUGACAGUGGAGCAUGGACUACUGACAGAGGAAGUAGAGGAAGGGAUGAUGAUUCCUACGGGGAUGGGAAGCGUAGGAAAUUCAACAAUGGCGGAUACGACGCGAGUAAUACCUACGAAGAACCCAGCUACGAGACCCCCUACCAUCAACAGUCUCAGGGCAGACCACAGGACUAUGAUCAUUCUCACGACGACCGGCACCAGAAAGGCUUUCAAGGCAAAAAGCGUCUGGUCCCUAGCGAACCCAGCCCCCACGUCAUCUUCCUAGGACUGGAUCCUGACUUUUCUGAGGCGGAUCUGCAGGCAUACCUGUCGAACAAUGGAUGCAACAUUGAAACGGUCACCAUAAUAAGAGACAGAUCAACAGGUAUCUCAAAGGGCUUCGGCUUUGCCCAGUUCGCGAGUGUUGAACAUGCGCGUGCAUAUGUGGAUCCCCUUUUUCCAUUUAUUCAAGUGCCUCCACCUGCCUCGCACGGCGCUUCAGCGACAGCUACAUUCUAUAAGGCGCUUGAGACCGGCAUUCCCCACAAUGGUCGACGGGUCAAGAUCGACUACUCUCAAAGUGCUUUGCCCGACAAAGCCCGUGGUCGCCAGAACAUGAACGAUGGCACGCGUGACAUUGGCAAUACCCAAGGGCCAGUGCUACUGUUCCGCGGUCUAGAUCCGCUGUCGGGGCCGCAAGCGAUUGCUCAGGCAAUGAUGAAUUCAGCAGGACCCGGGAAAAACGGAGCUAAAGGCAUGAAACGGAUUGUCCUCAUUAAAGAUAGGGUCACGUUGGCCAGCUUCGGAUUUGCAUUUGUUGAGUUUAUUGACAAUCAGUCUGCAGCUUCAGUGCUGGCCACGAGCAUGUCUCCUCAAAUUCACCCUUCAGGCUUUCGAAUCUCCGACAAGCCGGUCGCCGCUUCGUUUGCUCAUCAAUACUCAUUCCAACCAGUUGAUCAUAUGCUGCGCGACGAAACUGCAAUUCCGUCGUCUAUCAACUUAGGCGGAGUUGAAGGCGCGUUUGUAAAGUAUUGGGAUGAAUCUGCCAUGGUCGCUGUUUUGGAGUUCAAAGUGGAAGAACCUGCACAACCCCAGGUUCAACCCUUGACUGGACCCGUCAAGGAGAAGAAGGAAAGGAAGAAGAAAGAUGAUGCCUUGAACAAACCUCCUGCACCCUCCGUACUGCCCAUCUCGGAUAAACCUGUCACACUCAAUUUUAACAGAGGUGCCCUUGGAAGUAAGCUAAAUGCUUCCUUAUCGACAGCAAAGGCUCCGGGACAGCUAUCCCUUGGUUUUUCUGCUGAAGACUUCGCUGCUGACGAAGAUGACGUUGAGCCAGCAACCUCCAACGACGAUAGCAAAGUGACCGCGUCAAAGAUGGUUGCUCCACUCAUCACAAGCAAGAAGACCGUGAGCAAUAUCCAGAAAUGGAAUCAGGUUCAAGAAGAACUUAAGGAUGGCCCCAAUGCCAAUGCACUGGCCAAUCCCCCAGCUGUUGUGACACCGACGGUGGUCUCAACAGUACCAUCCAGAGCACCUUCUCCAGAACCUGUUGAAACAGAAUUCGAGUUCUCUGAUACCACUGCAUUGACAUGCUUGCUUUGCGCCCGACAGUUCAAGAGCCUUGAUCAAUUGAAGCGUCACAAUAAGGAGUCCGGUCUCCACAAGAAGAAUUUCAAGGACGCUAAUCUGAGAGAUAUUGCCCGGCAGAAAGCUGUAGCUGCUCGUCAGGCCGCCGACAAGGCUCCUGAACAGCCCAAAUAUCGUGAUCGAGCAUCAGAACGACGUAUUAUGCAUAACCAGCCCGAUGUACCUUUACCCGACAAUAUUGGCAAUGCAAUCGGUAAGAAGAGACGACACGUUGAAGGCCCGCCCCCGCCUCCUUCACCCCCGCCAGUAGUCAAUCCUGGGCAGGAUGAAACAAAUGUCGGCAACAAACUCUUAAAAAUAAUGGGUUGGAAGGAAGGUUCUGGGCUGGGCACUGAUGGCGAAGGCAGGGUGGAUCCAAUUCAAACAAACAUUUAUGCACAAGGGGUAGGCUUGGGAGCCAGCAAAGGCAGGGAGUUGGGGAAGUAUACCGAUGGUUAUGCUGGUUAUGUGCACAUGGCACAGGAUGCGGCGAGAGAAAGAUUUGGAAGCUAGUGGCUGUGUUGCUUUAAGACGUCAUCUCAGCUUGGAUAUCCUGUCCUACUCAUGAUAAUUUAUGAUUCAUAUGAUUUGUACA
Molecule: messenger RNA, 2369 nt
Organism: Suillus clintonianus
Lineage: Eukaryota; Fungi; Basidiomycota; Agaricomycetes; Boletales; Suillaceae
Exons: 12
Coding region: 122-2287 (721 amino acids)
Biological process (GO): mRNA splicing, via spliceosome
Cellular component (GO): nucleus
Molecular function (GO): RNA binding
Source: RefSeq, a predicted model, not a curated record